Pseudocercospora fijiensis CIRAD86 is the source of this 2438-nucleotide messenger RNA. RefSeq lists its product as uncharacterized. Bases 10 to 1371 code for a protein of 453 amino acids. Gene Ontology annotation, molecular function: L-pipecolate oxidase activity; proline dehydrogenase activity; sarcosine oxidase activity. NCBI's taxonomy places the organism in Eukaryota, Fungi, Ascomycota, Dothideomycetes, Mycosphaerellales, Mycosphaerellaceae. The transcript has a single exon. The record is from RefSeq and is a predicted model, not a curated record.
CAGCAGUCUAUGCUGCCCAAGCGUGUUCUGAUCGUGGGAUCUGGAGUCUUCGGACUAGGCACAGCUUAUGCCUUGGCCCAAAGGCAGGAAUUCAAAGAUACCAGCAUCACCGUGCUGGAGCGAGUGGACUUCCCAGCGCAAGAUGCUUCAUCAGUCGACACUUCAAGGAUUAUUCGAGCCGAUUACGCAGAUGUCGCAUACGCUCAGCUCAUGGCAGAGGCCAUGCUGUACUGGAACGCUGAUUUUGGCAAACAAGGCCGUUUUACACAGUCGGGGCUGGCCAUAAUCCGCGACGCCGACCGUCCUGGCGCCGACGAUUUCCUCAAUGAAGCCUUGCACAAUGUGACCGAGAAUCUUGGCCUGAAACUCGGAUCUGAUGUGACCGUGAUCACGAACGAGGAAGAAGCUCGCAAAGUCAUGGGUACGGCCAAGGGGUAUAUUGGAAACAAAGGCUACGUGAACUGGACAUCAGGCUGGGCGCACGCCGAAGAUGGCAUCAAGUAUCUGCGCAAGAAAGUCGACGAGUUGAAUCGCGUCGAGUUCAUGACGGCAGAAGUCCAACGUCUUGUCUUCGCCAACGACUCCACCGUCUCAGGUGUCGAGCUCGCCUCCGGCCAGACCUUGACAGCAGACCUCACAGUCCUCGCCACAGGAGCCUGGACACCAAAACUCAUCGACCUUCGUGGCAUCGCUUCCGCAACGGGCCAGUGUCUGGCCUACAUCGACAUCACCGAGGAGGAAGAGAGACGGCUUUCUCAGCCUGGUCAACCUGUGUUUCUCUGCGAAAACGACGGCCUCUUCAUCAUCCCACCACGAGACCGCAAGCUGAAAGUGGCACGGCAUGGAUAUGGCUAUGCGAACCCGGUCACCGUUCCUCAUCCCGAGAAAGCUGGAGAACAAAUCACAGUCUCGCUACCCAAAACCAAACUCGACGACUCAGACAUGGAUAUUCCCCCGGAAGCCAAGCAAGUCUGCAGAAACUUUCUCCGCCGCUGUAUCCCAGAACUUGCCGAUCGUCCUUUCACACACACGAGAAUAUGCUGGUACACUGACACUCCUACGGGCGACUGGUUGAUCGACUAUCAUCCAAGAUACCAGGGUCUCUUCGUCGCCACCGGUGGGAGCGGGCAUGCGUAUAAGUUCUUACCCAUUAUUGGCGAGAGGAUUGUAGACGUCAUCCAAAAUGUCGAGAAAGACGACUUGGGAAGGAAGCUGAGGGCGAAAUGGCGGUGGCCUACGCAGAAAUUCCAUCAGGAUCAUGUUUGGACUAAUGAUUGGAGGGGCGAGGGCGUGAAGGGCAUGAUUCUGGAGGAGGAGAUGAGGAAGAAGGUACAUCUUGAUCCGAUUGAUGCUCACGAAAAAGAUGAUUGAGUCUGUCCUCAUGGGUCUGCGAGCAAGGACAUUCGACGCUUGAAAUGUGAUGAGCUUCGGAAUAUUAAUUCGAUCGCCUAUAGAUGACCAUAACAGCAUAAUCCCCACACGCAACAAGCUAAUCAAAGACAUCAAGCGCAUACCUCUCCCCCCGCCACUUCUCCCACCUGAGCCUCGCAUCCUCUUCCGACAACUUCUCGCCCUUGUCCUCCGCUUCUUCGACGAGCAGUCUGACAGCCACAUCGGAGACGCUCCUCCCCAUAGCUCCACUUCCACAUAUAUAUAUCCUCGCGCCGAGAUCGAAAAGGCGAGCGAUUUCAGCAGCCUCUUUGUACACACGAUCCUGAACAUACCGACAUCCGUCCGACUGCUCUGAAGCCCGACUGUAAGCAUAACGUACCUUCACAACACCGAGAUUCUCCCAUUGAGCCAGCUCCUCAGCGAAAAUUUUGUCCUGAUUUGGAUCUCGACAUCCGACAAAGAGAAGAGCUUCUCCCAGCUGUCUUCCAGCUUCGGCUUUGACUGCUCGUUCCUGGAGGAAACCUCGGAAAGGCGCCAGACCCGUGCCCGCAGCUACCAUUAUGACUGGAAUCGAUUCGUCGAGGGGCAGAUGGAAUGCAGCUGAGCUCUUUUUGACUGCGACUUGCAGGGUCGAGCCCGGCUCGAGACUCUUCAGAUAACUGGUUGCUGUCCCAAUGUGCUCAUCGCUCUCGAUCACGCUGAAUGUGAUGGUCGCAAGAGAGGGGUCUGCGAGAGGCGAGGAGGAAAUGCUAUAUUGUCUGAGUCGAAGUGGCAUGUGCAGUUCGAGGAAUGUGCCAAAUGGGAUGCUGAUAUCUGGAUGACGCUCCAGGAUGUCGAUUAUUGAGCCACGUUCAUCUGCAAGUGAGAGUUUGGAGUGCUCCGACAAUACAUCUCGACUUUUGCGGGAUGCGCGAGCACCGAGUUCGAUGUAACCGGAGAGAAUUAAGGCGACUGGAAGCUCUCGGUUCUCCGGAAUGGUUGCAUGAGAGCCGCUAGUGAUAGUCAUGGCCGUGUCCCAGGGCAGGGAGAAGCGACGUAGGACUCGA